UGAGGGAGAAAAAUAGAUAAAGCGCCGGUGAUGUGGAGUCUUCUUAUCCGUUCACCUCGUAACGCGCAAACUCACCACUGUCAAACUCAUCACUUCUGUUCGCAUUCACGAUGAAAGCUCAUCUACUUUUCGCGAACACAUUCUCUUCGCCAUUUUCAAACUCAACUUAUCGACUGAAGAAACCGUUUAUUCAUUUUAAACUAUCAUCACCUCAUGUCGCAUUCCUCAACACAAGAAGUUUCCUUCGCUUUCACUCACUUCGCCUUCCUUCAAACUCUAACUCUGAGGCCGUGAAAGGGGUGAGAUUUGAUGGACUAGGAAUUGAUAUUGAGGAAGGAAUGGUUGGUGAAGAUGAUGAUGUGGUGGUGGAGACUUGUAUCACGCGUACUCUGCCUCCAGCAUUGACGCUUGAGCAUGGGAUUCAGAGUGUUAAGGAGGCUGUGGAGGAGUUGAAGUUGGAUCCCCCUAAGUCUACUUGCGGAGUUUUAAGAUUUCAGAUUGCUGUGCCUCCGAGUGCAAAAGCUUUAAAUUGGUUUUGUUGUCAACCAGAGUCAUCAGGAGUAUUUCCUGUAUUUUUUCUUUCUAAGGAAAUGGAGAGCCCAACUUGCAAAUCAUUAUAUUUGAAUCAAACUCGUGGUGUGUUUGGAAUCGGAACUGCUAUUUACUUUACUCAUUCUUCUUCAUGUGCUAAAGGAGAGCGAAGUGCUCUAAAGAGAUAUUUCUCAAAUGAUUCAAUCCCUGUAACAACUUAUGGUUUCAUGGAUUGUAAUUGUGACUUAAAGUCAUCUUCCAUGAAGCAUGAGGCUGGUUCUUUUUACUUCUUUGUUCCUCAGAUAGAAUUAAAUGAGCACGAGGAUAUUUCUAUCUUAGCAGCAACACUGGCAUGGGGUGAUGCGCUGCAUUGUACAUUCAAGCAGGCCCUUCAAUCUUAUGAGUCAUCUUUAUGCCAGGCCAGCUGUCAUUUAUGGCCUGCUACAGAGGGAUGCAACUCCAGAUACAUAAAAUCUGCUCUCAGAAAGCUUAAUAUGGUAUGUGUGAAUGCUACUUCAAUGGUCACAAGAGUUUUUGGCUCUGAUCCCAUGGAACUGGGAGAUGCUGUUUUCUACCAGUUUUCUUUCAGACUUUCACCGACUGUUGGUGUUUCCAGUAACAUGAUAGAUCAUGCUUGUGAAAUGAAUCACCCCUUGGGAGAUCAUGCAAAUAUCAAUGCUGUUUGGGCAUCACUUUUAGUUGAAGAAUGUUCUCGUCUUGGUUUGACGUACUUUUGUAUAGCUCCAGGUUCAAGAUCCUCUCCCCUUGCUGUUGCUGCUUCCUCUCAUCCCCUAGCAACAUGUAUUGCUUGUUUUGAUGAACGGUCGCUUGCUUAUCAUGCUGUUGGUUAUGCAAGAGGAUCUCACAAACCUGCAGUAAUCAUUACAUCAUCUGGCACUGCUGUUUCCAAUCUUCUUCCAGCUGUUGUAGAAGCCAGCCAGGAUUUUGUGCCAGUUUUAUUACUUACUGCAGAUCGUCCACCAGAAUUUCAGGAUGCUGGAGCAAACCAAGCAAUCAAUCAGGUAAACCAUUUUGGUUCUUUUGUACGUUUCUUCUUCAGUCUUCCUGCACCCACCGAUGAGAUUCCUGCACGGAUGGUACUUACCACGCUUGACUCUGCUGUCCAUUGGGCAAUGUCAGCACCUUAUGGCCCUGUUCAUAUCAACUGCCCUUAUAGGGAGCCAUUGGAUAACAGUCCAAAAAAAUGGUUGUCAAGCUGUUUGAAGGGAUUAGAUAUAUGGAUGUCAAGCACUGAACCAUUCUCUAAAUAUAUUCAAGUGCAUCAGUGUCAUGGAUGGAAGAUUAACGCUCAUAGCCUUAUAACUGAAGUGCUAGAACUAAUUCAAGGUGCUAACAGAGGGCUUUUUCUUGUUGGUGCAAUGCAUAGUGAGGAUGAUAUGUGGGCAGCUCUUCUUUUGGCUAAACAUCUUCAAUGGCCAGUUGUAGCUGACAUCUUGUCAGGAUUACGGUUGAGAAAGCUCUUUGCAUCCUUUCCUGAAAUUGAAGAAAAUCUUUUAUUCCUUGAUCAUUUUGAUCAUGCUCUGCUCUCAGAAUCUGUCAAGGCUUAUGUGCAGUUUGAUGUAAUUCUUCAGAUUGGAGGUCGGAUUACUAGCAAAAGGAUUUCUCAGGUGCUAGAGGAAUGUUUUCCUUGCACAUAUAUCUUGGUUAACAAUCAUCCAUAUCGUCAAGAUCCUUCACAUUUGGUAACGCACAGGAUUCAGAGUACGAUUGUUCAAUUUGCUGAUAGACUGCUUAAAGUUCAAGUUCCACAUAGGAGAAGCAAAUGGUGCAGUUAUCUGCAAACAGUUCAGAUGAUGGUUGCAUGGGAGAUAUCGUUUCAGAUUUGUGGCAACUACUCAUUGUCUGAACCGCAUGUUGCACAUGUACUUUCCAAGGCACUGACGUCAGAUUCUGCUCUUUUUGUCGGUAACAGCAUGGCAAUACGAGAUGCAGAUAUGUAUGGACUUAGUUGGACAACUUGUACUCACACUACCUCAGAUCUGAUGUUAAACUCACAGCUACCAUAUAACUGCAUACGGGUGGCUGGAAAUAGAGGAGCUAGUGGAAUUGAUGGUUUGCUUAGCACAGCCAUUGGUUUUGCUGUGGGAUGCAAUAGACAGGUAAGUACUCUGUGUUAUGGAGAUGUUUCUUUCCUUCAUGAUACAAAUGGCUUGGCAGUUUUGAAACAGAGGACAAUGCAGAAACCCAUUCUGAUACUUGUGAUAAAUAAUCAUGGUGGUGCAAUCUUCAGCUUUCUUCCAAUUGCAGAUAGAACUGAACCAAAAGUCUUAAAUCAGUAUUUCUACACUGCCCAUGACAUUUCAAUCGGCAAGCUGUGCAUGGCACAUGGUGUAAAGCAUUUAGUAGUGAAGACAAAAAUGGAACUUGAAGAUGCUUUAGUAACAUCUCAGCAUCUAGGAACUGAUUGUGUCGUUGAAGUUGAGAGCUGCAUUGGUGCAAAUGCCACCUUCCACAGUACUUUAAGAAAACUUGCAUGCCAAGCAGCAGAUCAUGCUUCGAACAUCCUUUCAAGGUUUUCUUUUUCAGAUUCUAUUUCAUGUGGGCUCUCUAUUUCUAAGGUUCAUAAACUGGAGUAUUCACUGUAUAGAAUUCAACUUUGUGCUCCACCUACUUCAAGUCCUGUUAAGCAUGACCAAAGUAAAAUCUACAGAGAAGGUUUUAUUUUAUCGUUGUAUCUUGAAGAUGGAAGUGUUGGGUAUGGUGAGGUUGCACCUCUCGAAAUCCACGAGGCCCUGCUGGAUGUUGAAGAGCAACUUCGAUUUCUUCUUCAUGUUAUGAAAGGAGCUAAUAUCAGUUAUUUCUUACCUCUGCUAAAGGGCUCGUUCUCUUCAUGGAUAUGGACAGAGUUAGGAAUACCAGUAUGUUCAAUAUUUCCAAGUGUUAGAUGUGGAUUGGAAAUGGCUAUUCUUAAUGCUAUUGCUGCAAGACAUAAUACCAGCUUUUUAAAUAUACUAUAUCCCAAGAUAGAAACAGAUGAAGGAAUAUCUAAACGCUCAUCAAAUGUUAAGAUAUGUGCCCUCAUUGAUUCUAUGGGGACACCUGCGGAGGUUGCUAAUAUUGCUAUAACUCUUGUUGAAGAAGGGUUCACUGCCAUCAAGCUUAAAGUUGCACGCCGAGGAAAUCCCUUUCAAGACGCUGCAGUUAUACAAGAAGUAAGAAAGAAGGUUGGUCCCCAUAUUGAACUCCGUGUGGAUGCCAAUCGUAAAUGGAACUACGAAGAAGCUCUUGAAUUUGGCUUUUUGGUUAAAAAUUGUGACAUACAAUAUAUUGAGGAGCCCGUUCAGGAUGAAGAUGAUAUAAUAAAAUACUGUGAAAAAAGUGGCUUGCCUGUAGCCCUGGAUGAAACCAUUGACAAAUUCCAAGAAAAUCCUCUUAAAAAGCUUGAGAAGUAUGCUAAUCCAGGAAUAGUUGCUGUUGUGAUCAAACCAAGUGUCAUUGGGGGUUUUGAAAAUGCAGCAUCAAUCGCAAGAUGGGCUCAGCAACAGGGGAAGAUGGCUGUUGUCAGUGCUGCAUUUGAAAGUGGCCUAGGUUUGUCAGCAUAUAUUCUUUUCUCCUGCUAUCUGGAGCUACAAAAUGCAGAUUUAUGUAAAGUGAUGAACCGUGAACUGGCCCCACCUAUGGCCCAUGGUCUUGGAACUUAUCAAUGGCUUAAAGAAGAUGUGACAACUCAUCCUAUCGGGAUUUGUUAUAAUCCAUGCAGUGGCUUGGUAGAAGCUUCUGUUGCUAACGCUGCCCAACUCAUGCAAAAAUUUCAAAUCAACCACAAAAUCAUACGUAGAACUUUCACUGAGGAGCAAGUGUCUAGAGACCAGUUGAUUGUUAAUUCAAAGGACGUCUCCAGUUCCAUCAAAGUGCUAGAAAUUGGAGAAAGAGUUGAUAAUAAUGUACUUAUAUUUCUGCAUGGUUUUCUUGGAACUGGUGAAGACUGGAUUCCUAUCAUGAAGGCCAUCUCAGGAUCUGCGAGAUGCAUUGCCAUUGACCUUCCUGGCCAUGGAGGAACAAAGAUACAAAGUCAUAGUGAUAGUGGAGUCACACAUGUACCAGCUUUGUCAAUUGAUGUAGUUGCAGACGUAUUAUGUAAGCUGAUUGAACAGAUUACUCCCAAACAAGUUACCCUGGUUGGAUAUUCAAUGGGAGCAAGAAUUGCCUUGCACAUGGCCCUUCGGUUUGCUGAUAAGAUCAAGGGAGCUGUUAUAUUAUCUGGAAGCCCUGGAUUAAAAGAUGCAAUAGCAAGAAAAAUUCGUAGAGCCAAAGAUGAUUCCAGAGCAUGCUCCCUUGUUGCUCAUGGCCUGCAAACUUUUGUAGAUAUCUGGUACACUGGAGAGCUCUGGAAAAGCUUGAGGAGGCAUCCACAUUUCAAUCUAAUAUUAUCCAGCCGCUUGCAGCACAAUGAUGUGGAAAGUCUUUCGAGAUCUCUGUCUGAUUUAAGCAUCGGGAGACAACCGUCAUUGUGGGAAGAGUUGAAGCAAUGUAAAACACCUCUCAUGGUGAUUGUAGGAGAGAAAGAUGGGAAAUUCAAAGCAAUUGCUGAGGAAAUGUUGUAUGAACUCAGUGAUGGUAGACAUGAGGGAGGAAAGAAGAUGCAUGAGAUGGUUGAAAUCCCUAAUUGUGGGCAUGCUGUCCAUCUGGAAAAUCCUCUCCCUGUAAUCCGUGCCAUCAGGCAGUUUUUCGCUAGACAAAGGUAAGAGUUUAGCUCCUUAAAGAGUAUAGUUUGGUAGCCAACCUAAAUUCUAGAACUGAGGAAUAUUAUUCAACAAUAGGCUUAGCUUAUUAUCACUCUCAGUAGCUUAGAUCUGCAUGUCGUUUUUUCAGCUUAAACUCCAAGGAUAAUUCUAACUGUAUUUCUUCACUUUGAUCACAUUUUUAAGAUGGAGUUCAGCUCGCUAUAGAAUAUGGUUUGCAUGCGAA
This is a messenger RNA of Mangifera indica (mango), 5460 nucleotides long. Its product is annotated as protein PHYLLO, chloroplastic. Lineage: Eukaryota; Viridiplantae; Streptophyta; Magnoliopsida; Sapindales; Anacardiaceae. The record is from RefSeq and is a predicted model, not a curated record. Gene Ontology annotation, molecular function: 2-succinyl-6-hydroxy-2,4-cyclohexadiene-1-carboxylate synthase activity; 2-succinyl-5-enolpyruvyl-6-hydroxy-3-cyclohexene-1-carboxylic-acid synthase activity; thiamine pyrophosphate binding. Gene Ontology annotation, biological process: amino acid catabolic process; menaquinone biosynthetic process.